CCUAUUUAUAUGUACAUGAACUUUUCUGCCGAAGGUCUAAAGUUUUUCUGGUUAUUCCGGCUUACUCCAUCAAUAAAGACUGGCCUGCAUGAAACAGCUAAAGUGGCUGUAAGUGGCGUUAAUCAACAAAAAACAAACAAAACAAAACAUAUUACUUUCUGGAACGAGACUUUAGAUCUGGUUUAAUAACGUAUACCAUAUACAGUUCAUUAUACAGAAUAACAUAACAUUCAAACAUCCGCAACAGACGAAAGUACAUAGCUAUGGAUACUAAUAAACUCAUCAUAAUACCAGGAUUAAAAUUUUAUGAGUCAGACGCGCGUUAGUCAAGAAAAGACUCAUAUGUGACGCUCAAUUCAAAAAAUAAAAAAGCCAUAUAAAGUACGAAGUUGAAGAGCAUACAAUUUUAGAACUGCAAAAAUACUGAAAAAUUCGGUCUAGAAGAUUCACUGUGAAUGUUGCCUUGAUUAUACAUGGAACUUUAACAAUUACUUAGACAAUCAAUAGAUAAAACUCUCACAUUUUUUCCAGUCGACCGUCUUCCUAGAACCUUACAGUCAGGACGUCAAAGACAAAAUCGAUAUUAAAAUGCCAGCAUUUAUGUAUGGAACACAACUAUCAGAUGAGGGAAAUAAAUGUGCAAUUCCUGGCUAUGACUAUAAUACAUUUUAUGACCUAUGGAGCUGCCCUAAAAUUGUAAUGAAUGUAGCAGACUUUGGUCACUGUGAUAUAUUGGACCCUGAGCCUUGGGCUGCAUGUCGAGACGUUCACCAUUGUAAGAUAACAACGAAUACAACAAAGCUUCCAGAGUAUCACGAAUUUGUACAAGGAGCAGUCAGUAGUUUCCUUGUGAAUACACUACAGAAUAGAACAGAUGCUUUAAAGUAUAUUAUACAGAAACCAUUGAUUCCAUUAAAUUUGCUGGAACUAAAAACUGAUCUAAACUGUACCAAAAGCUUUCACUAUUUGAAAUAGUUACUGUAUUGUGAAGAUAGCUAAUAAGCGUUCAGAUUAAAUGAAACUUUUCAUCAGUAUUUACGUGAGGAUGAUACAAGUUUGAAAAUUUAAAGUAGAAUCUGUAAUUAAUGCAUUGUUAUAUAAUUACAGGAUAUUAAACGUUU
This is a messenger RNA of Mytilus californianus (California mussel), 1121 nucleotides long. RefSeq lists its product as uncharacterized. NCBI's taxonomy places the organism in Eukaryota, Metazoa, Mollusca, Bivalvia, Mytilida, Mytilidae. The record is from RefSeq and is a predicted model, not a curated record. The transcript has 3 exons. Bases 589 to 975 code for a protein of 128 amino acids.